This is a messenger RNA of Triticum aestivum (bread wheat), 1090 nucleotides long. Its product is annotated as ASC1-like protein 1. Gene Ontology annotation, cellular component: endoplasmic reticulum; membrane. The transcript has 4 exons. Bases 177 to 683 code for a protein of 168 amino acids. NCBI's taxonomy places the organism in Eukaryota, Viridiplantae, Streptophyta, Magnoliopsida, Poales, Poaceae. Gene Ontology annotation, molecular function: sphingosine N-acyltransferase activity. Gene Ontology annotation, biological process: ceramide biosynthetic process. The record is from RefSeq and is a predicted model, not a curated record.
GUGUAGGUGGACGCCGGGGCCGGGGUGGCCUCCGGCGGGUGAGGGUGGACGCCGGGGCCGGAGCAGCCGCCGGCGGUGGGUGUGGUUCGCUAGAGUCUAGCACUCGCUGAGCAGUUAUUCUCUUGGUCUAGAACAGAGGCAAAGACGCACAUGCUCGGGGGCUUGCGAGACGGGCGAUGGCCGGCUGGCGGCGCGCGAGAUCGGAGGACGGCCGCCGUGGAGUCAUGAUGUCUCACCAUGUGGCAAUUGUUGUUCUGAUUGUUGUGUCCUAUAUUUGCAGAUUAUCUCGUCCUGGCUCGGUCAUUUUACCCCUCCAUGAUGCAAGUGAUAUAUUCCUAGAGAUCGGAAAGAUGGCCAAGUACAGUAGCUGUGAGUGGCUAGCUGUUGUAGCAUUUCUACUUUUUGUGGCUCCGUGGAUCCUUCUUUGGCUAAUAGUGUUUCCUUUCUGGAUUCUAAGAAGCACAAGUUAUGAAAUAGCUAUGAUCCUGGACAAGGAGAACAAAAAAAUCUACAGAACCUCAUACUACUAUCUUUUCAACACUCUCUUGUUUUCACUUCUAGUCUUUCACAUAUAUUGGUGGGUACUGAUUUACCGGAUGCUUGUCAAACAAAUUCAGUCUAGAGGUCAUGUUGGUGAGGAUGUUCGAUCCGAUUCUGAAGGCGAAAACAACCAUGAAGAUUAAGCUGAAGGUUGUUGGAUGCUUAACUGAAGAACUGUAUAGUUCGCAGUUGGGAAUGAGAAUGGUGCAAGCGGGUUGUAUAAAGAAUGAGAAUGUCAAGGAGGAGCUAGUUAGCAUAUCCAUUAGUAGGAAAUUCAGGCACAAAACGAAAACUGAAAAGGCUCGAAUCUCGGUGCCACUGGAACAAGCCUCCUUUUUUUUGAAACAAGGAACAAACCUCCUUGAUAUGUAUCUUUUUUGUAUAUUGAACGUAUAAGGUGAUGCUAUCAUUCAGGGUCUUGAGGCAUCAAUCAUACAUCGUGAUAUUAAUCUCCAUAUGUAUGUGAAGAUGUCUUUUCAGAAAUACUGAGCCUCCGAGUUAUAAAAACUCUCUUUUAUAUAUGUGGCUUGAUUGAAAUUUCGUGGUCCUA